AUGCUGGUGCACAGCGAAUGGUCACGUGAACAUGGCUGGCGGGUGGCCAAGAGGCCCGGCGUCGACUACUUCCUGCGCUACCUCAGCCAAUAUUACGAGCUGGUUCUCUUCACGUCAGUCCCUUUCGCAAUUGGCGAGCCCCUCGUUCGCAAGCUCGACCCCUUCCGCUUCAUCAUGUGGCCCCUGUACCGUGAGGCGACCAAGUACAACGACGGCGAGAUCGUCAAGGACCUGUCUUAUCUGAACCGUGACUUGUCCAAGGUCAUCAUAAUCGACUCCAAGGCUAGCCACGUCCGCAACCAACCCGAGAACGCCAUUGUGCUCGACAAAUGGACCGGCGACUCCAAGGACAAGGAUCUCGUCGGCCUCAUUCCUUUCCUUGAGUAUAUCCACACCAUGCAGUACGGUGACGUCCGCAAGGUCCUCAAGUCCUUUGAUGGCAAGCACAUCCCUACCGAGUUCGCCCGUCGUGAGGCCAUCGCCCGCGCCGAAUUCGAGAAGCAGCUGGCGGCUAAGGGCAAGAAGACCCCCUCCGGCAUGGGCAUGCUCGGCGGUAUGCUCGGCCUCAAGCCUUCCAACAUGGCUCUGAUGCAAUCCCCUGACGGCGAGCUGAGCCCCGCCGAGGCUUUCGCGCAGGGCAAGAUGCUUCAGGAUAUUGCGCGUGAGCGUGGCCAGCGCAACUACGAGUUGCUCGAGAAGGAGAUUAGGGAAAACGGUGCCAAGUGGCUGAAGGAGGAGGCGGAUAUGCAGGAGAAGGCCCAGCAGGAGGCCCUUAACAGCAUGAUGGGCUCCUUCUCGGGCUGGUUCGUCCCCUCCAAGACGGAGGAGAAGCCUGCCAACGGAAAGACGGCAUAA
This is a messenger RNA of Verticillium alfalfae VaMs.102, 855 nucleotides long. Its product is annotated as TIM50. Lineage: Eukaryota; Fungi; Ascomycota; Sordariomycetes; Glomerellales; Plectosphaerellaceae. The transcript has 2 exons. Gene Ontology annotation, molecular function: phosphoprotein phosphatase activity. The record is from RefSeq and is a predicted model, not a curated record. The coding region runs from base 1 to 855 and encodes 284 amino acids.